Arabidopsis thaliana (thale cress) is the source of this 2005-nucleotide messenger RNA. RefSeq names its product amino acid permease 7 (gene AAP7). The record is from RefSeq and is marked reviewed. The transcript is spliced from 5 exons. Bases 224 to 913 code for a protein of 229 amino acids. Lineage: Eukaryota; Viridiplantae; Streptophyta; Magnoliopsida; Brassicales; Brassicaceae. Gene Ontology annotation, cellular component: plasma membrane.
GUGACCAUCGACUAAAAUAUCUUAUAUUAUUCAUAUGAACACGAGUUUUAUAAAUUGGUACACGUAAAUUUACAAUAAUAGUAGUAGUCAACCAUCUGUCUUCCAAUUCACUUAGACAAGGUUUCAUUCCUCGGUAAGAUAAAAUGAAUUCACAUCGUGUACCCGCAUAAAUAGAAACAAACAUACACAUUACCAAAUAACUUCAUCUUCGUCCACACAAAAAAUGGACAUUAAAGAAGAUGACGAGUCUCGAGUUAUAACACCAACCGAGCUUCAACUUCAUGAUUCAGUUACUGCAAGAACAGGAACGUUAUGGACGGCGGUGGCACAUAUAAUAACAGGAGUGAUAGGAGCUGGAGUGUUGUCGUUGGCUUGGGCCACGGCGGAGCUCGGCUGGAUCGCUGGUCCGGCCGCCCUUAUAGCCUUCGCCGGGGUCACACUUCUCUCUGCUUUUCUUCUUUCCGAUUGCUACCGUUUCCCUGAUCCUAACAACGGUCCCCUCCGACUCAAUUCUUACUCUCAAGCCGUUAAAUUGUAUUUAGGGAAGAAGAAUGAAAUUGUAUGUGGAGUCGUUGUAUACAUUUCCCUUUUUGGUUGUGGCAUUGCUUAUACCAUUGUUAUAGCUACAUGCAGUAGAGCAAUUAUGAAAUCGAAUUGUUAUCAUAGAAAUGGACACAAUGCAACAUGUUCAUAUGGAGACAACAACAACUACUUCAUGGUUUUGUUUGGUUUGACUCAGAUAUUUAUGUCACAAAUACCUAAUUUCCACAACAUGGUAUGGCUCUCUCUUGUCGCCGCUAUUAUGUCUUUUACUUACUCGUUCAUUGGCAUCGGCCUCGCCCUUGGCAAAAUCAUAGGUAUAGAUAUUACUUUUUCUUUGUCAAUUUUGAUUUUGAGUAUAAAAUUAUUUUGAGAUGGGGGAAGACAAUCAAAUAACUUUGUUUUUGAAAUGAAGAGAAUCGAAAAAUUGAGGGAAGUAUAAGGGGAAUACCAGCAGAAAACAGAGGUGAAAAGGUAUGGAUAGUGUUCCAAGCUCUUGGGAACAUUGCCUUUUCAUAUCCUUUCUCAAUCAUACUUCUUGAGAUUCAGGUAAAUAAUUUUACCUUCAUGCAUAAUGACGCCAAGUAAGAUUAAUUAACACAUUAAAUAGCACUACUCUUAGAGAUCAAGAAACCUUUUUUUUACGUGUGUUAAAUGAAAAUUAAGGACAGGACACAUUGAGAUCACCACCGGCAGAGAAGCAAACGAUGAAGAAAGCCUCGACGGUUGCGGUAUUCAUCCAAACAUUCUUCUUCUUCUGUUGUGGAUGUUUUGGGUACGCGGCCUUUGGAGAUUCCACCCCGGGAAAUCUCUUGACCGGUUUCGGCUUCUAUGAGCCAUUCUGGCUCGUCGAUUUCGCCAACGCUUGCAUUGUUCUUCAUUUAGUUGGUGGAUAUCAGGUAUACAGUCAACCAAUUUUCGCGGCUGCGGAGAGAUCGCUAACCAAGAAAUAUCCGGAAAAUAAGUUUAUCGCCAGAUUCUACGGAUUCAAACUGCCAUUGUUGCGAGGAGAGACGGUGAGAUUGAACCCAAUGAGGAUGUGUUUGAGAACGAUGUACGUGUUGAUCACAACGGGAGUGGCAGUGAUGUUUCCCUACUUCAAUGAAGUAUUAGGAGUGGUGGGGGCACUUGCAUUUUGGCCUCUGGCAGUGUAUUUUCCUGUGGAGAUGUGUAUAUUGCAGAAGAAAAUCCGAAGUUGGACGCGACCAUGGCUUCUUCUUAGAGGUUUCAGCUUUGUGUGCUUGCUCGUCUGUCUCUUGUCUCUUGUUGGAUCUAUUUAUGGACUUGUUGGAGCUAAAUUCGGAUGAUUAGCCAAUGCCGAUGUGAUGUAGCGAUCCUACUCUAGUUAAUUGAUAAAUAAAUGUGAGAUCCGUUACAACUUAUGUAAAUGUAAUUCGUAUUUAGUAUGAAAUUUUGAUUUUUAAUGAAUUAACUCUAAAGACGAAUUUCCUACCAUGUUUUAUAU